CAGAUGUGAAAUCAAGCAGAUGUGAAUGCAAAUUGUUUAUAUGGAGGAAGUAUGCGUAAACCUGCUAUAAGUCGAUAUAGAGGGGUGCAAGUUUUCACUUACAAGGAGCUCGAAUCGGCCACCGAUAACUUCAGCGAAGCCAAUGUGAUCGGGAACGAAGGGUUGAGCGUCGUGUAUAAAGGGGUCCUUGUUGAUGGUACUGUGGCAGCCGUUAAGAGGCAUCACCUUGAUCGAAAACAAGGGGAGCGUGCUUUCAGGAUGGAAGUGGAUCUGCUAAGCCGGUUGAACUCUCCUUAUUUAGUGGAGCUAUUAGGCUACUGUGCUGACCAGCACCACAGGCUUCUGAUAUACGAAUUCAUGCCCAAUGGUACCCUGCAACAGCAUCUUCAUCAUCCCGGCAACGAAUAUCGGCUGUUGGAUUGGGGAAGCCGGUUAAGGAUAGCCCUUGAUUGUGCCAGAGCACUUGAGUUCGUCCAUGAGCAUGCUACCCCUACUGUUAUCCACCGUGACUUUAAAUGCACCAAUGUGUUACUAGACCAACACCUCCGAGCCAAGGUGUCCGGUUUCGGAUUGGCCAAAAUGGGGUCGGAUAAGAUCAACGGUCAGAUUCCGACACACAUGCCGCGGUCCACAGAAUACAUAGCUCCAGAAUAUUCAUCAACAGGAAAACUCACCACAAAAUCAGAUGUCUACAGCUAUGGCGUCGUGCUUUUUCAGCUUUUAACCGGUCGAGUCCCGGUCGACAUCAAGCGGCCUCCUGGGGAACAUGUCCUGGUUUCAUGGGCACUUCCAAGACUAACAAACAGAGACAAAGUGGAAGAAAUGGUUGAUCCAUCUAUACAAGGAGAGUAUGCCAAGAAGGAUCUAGUUCAGGUGGCUGCUAUUGCUUCGAUGUGUGUGCAACCGGAAGCCGAUUAUCGACCUUUGAUGGUCGACGUCGUACAGUCACUGAUCCCUUUAGUUAAGAACUUCGAUUCGGUUAAUUCACCCGGUUUCUCUAGAUUUAAUCGUCGAAGCACCGGUCCGAAGUCUUUGCAAUAUGUUUGGAAAUUGCAGAGCUAGAUAACUCUUUUUCCUGUUCUUC
This is a messenger RNA of Hibiscus syriacus, 1084 nucleotides long. Its product is annotated as probable serine/threonine-protein kinase PBL7. Bases 52 to 1062 code for a protein of 336 amino acids. Gene Ontology annotation, biological process: protein phosphorylation. The record is from RefSeq and is a predicted model, not a curated record. The transcript is spliced from 4 exons. Gene Ontology annotation, molecular function: ATP binding; protein kinase activity. Lineage: Eukaryota; Viridiplantae; Streptophyta; Magnoliopsida; Malvales; Malvaceae.